Molecule: messenger RNA, 1158 nt
Organism: Cladophialophora carrionii CBS 160.54
Lineage: Eukaryota; Fungi; Ascomycota; Eurotiomycetes; Chaetothyriales; Herpotrichiellaceae
Exons: 3
Coding region: 1-1158 (385 amino acids)
Biological process (GO): glycerol transmembrane transport; water transport
Cellular component (GO): plasma membrane
Molecular function (GO): water channel activity; glycerol channel activity
Source: RefSeq, a predicted model, not a curated record
AUGGACAAAUUCGAAAAGCCCAGAGACCACAACGCCUUCCACAUCCCGCGGAUGCACCGCGCUCAGGGCUCCUCGUCCUCCGAGCCGGCCUCGGACGAAGUGACCUUCACGCACCGCGAACAUGAAGGCCGCAACGCGCGCAGCAUGGAUCCCAACCCGCAGGUCCCGUACCCGUACCACCAAGAGCACGGACCGCCGAUUGACAACUACGAGAAAAACCAAGAGGCCGAGGAAGACUACCAGCACCACAAGAACCUGUGGUGGAGUCGGGUGCGGCAUCACUUGCGCGACCCGUUCGCCGAGUUCAUGGGCACGUUCAUCAUGAUCCUGUUCGGCGACGGCAGCGUCGCCCAGGUGACGCUGAGUGCGAAUCCGAAUCUGCCGCCCAGCAGCCAGAAUAAGGGCGAGUACCAGAGUAUUUCUUGGGGAUGGGGCAUCGGCGUCAUGCUCGGCGUGUACGUCGCCGGCUGUGCGGGCGGCCACCUCAACCCGGCCAUCACCUUCGUCAACUGCAUGUUCCGCAAGUUCCCGUGGUGGAAGUUCCCCAUCUACGCGUGCGCCCAGGUCAUGGGCUGCUUCUGCGGCGCGGCCGUCAUCUACGGCAACUACAAGUCGGCCAUUGACGCGUACGAGGGCGGCGCCGGCGUGCGCACGGUGCCCGGCUACUCCGACACCGCCACGGCGGGCGUUUUCAACACGUAUCCGCAGCCCUUCUUGACCAAGACGGGCCAGGUCUUCUCCGAGAUCAUCGCGAGCGCCGUGCUCGUCUUUGUCAUUUUUGCGCUGAAGGACGAUGCGAAUCUCGGGGCCGGGAACAUGGUUCCGCUGGGCUUGUUCUUCUUGAUCUUCGGCAUCGGCGCCACGCUCGGCUGGGAGACCGGCUAUGCGAUCAAUCUGGCCCGAGACUUUGGACCCAGGCUGUUCACUUAUUUCGUGGGGUACGGGCACGAGGUGUGGAGUGCCGGCGGCUAUUAUUUCUGGGUUCCGAUGAUAUGCCCCUUUAUUGGCUGCACGUUCGGCGGCUUCCUGUACGACCUGCUGAUUUACACCGGAGAAUCGCCCAUCAAUACGCCGUGGAUUGGCAUGAAGCGCGUUGUCCGUCCGACCCGCCAGGGCAUCAAAGAAGCCAUCACUGGCAGGCCAGCAAAGGAGGUCUAA